Molecule: messenger RNA, 1623 nt
Organism: Andrographis paniculata
Lineage: Eukaryota; Viridiplantae; Streptophyta; Magnoliopsida; Lamiales; Acanthaceae
Exons: 16
Coding region: 157-1287 (376 amino acids)
Source: RefSeq, a predicted model, not a curated record
UCUUUUUUCUUUUUUUAGUUAUUUAUUUGUUCUCAUCGUAGAUUUUAGUUUCAAAUUUCUCAACCGUUCAGAUCUACGCUUCCUCCUCCUGCGGCUUCUUCGUCUUCGUCUUCCUCUUCCUCCAAUCGCGCUCGCAGACAUUCUCUGUCGAAUCAAAUGCCUCCCACUGAAACAGAAGCCGAUCCCAGGCGAUUGUCAAUCAGUCCAACUACUCUGGGUACGAGUGAAUACGCCUUCGCGAAUCUCGACAACUUGGAGCACUGCGUCAAGUAUUUGAACAACACUCUUGUGACAUUUGGCUUCACUGCUUCGCUUGAUCUCUUCGCAAAUGAUCCCGUUUCGGUAGCUCGGACUUGCAAUUGUUUGUAUGCUUUGUUGCAGCAAAGACAGAGAGAUAUUGAGUACAGGGAAUCUGCUAACGAGCAGAGACAACGACUCUUUUCAGAUAUUUCAAGAUUGGAAACAAAAAUUGAGAGGCUGGAAACCCAGCUAUCAGCAAAAGACCGAGAAAUUGCAACAAUUACUAGAACGGAAGCCAAAGCUACUGCAGCCUUCAAGGCCCAAAUUGAGAAGUUGCAGCAGGAACGAGAUGAAUUUCAGAAGAUGGUUUUGGGUAAUCAGCAAGUGAGAACUCAGCAGAUCCAUGAGAUGAAGAAGAAAGAAAAAGAGUAUACCAAGCUACAGGAGAAACUUAAUCAAGUAUUAAUGGAGAAAAAGAAAGAGUCUAGAUCAGGCAUGGAAAUAAUGAAUUUGCUACAGAAAGAAGGCCGACAACGUGGGACAUGGAAUGGAAAGAAAACAGACAAUGACUUGUACAAGAAGAUUGUAGAUGCUUAUGAAACAAAAAACAAUGAAUUGAUGGCAGAGAAUGCUAAUCUGAGGGCAUUAUUACGAUCAACGCAGGCUGAUAUGCGUGAAUUCUUGAAUGCUCCAAAUGGGAAGCAGUCUUCUCCUGCUGAUAAUAGGCAGGAUGGUGACGUGUCACAGUCCCCCCUGGGUGGGAAGACGGACAUGUUUGAUCUUCCUCUGCACAUGGCUAGAGAUCAAAUUGAAGAAAGCUUGCGCACAAAGAUGACUUCUAUAAAGGAGAGAAUGUUUCAGCUUCAAGACGCCCAAAAGGGUGCUGAAUUGACUUCCGAUGUGACUGAGAGAGAACUUGAGCUGGAAGCUCAACUUGUAGAGGCAAGAACUAUUAUUCAAGAGCAGGCAUCAAUAAUGUCCAAACAUAUUGCCAAGCCUGAUAAGCCGAGAAGACUAAGUUGCCAUAUGACUCCAGACAGGGAUUGAGUGAGUAUGUUCUCACACCAUUAGAGGGGUCAGUAAUUCACCGAUCGAUGUAGUAGCUAGUCUGUGAUCUUUGUUUGCUACGACGAGCAUCGUUCUGCUCUGUCCUAACGUAUCAUCAAUUUAUCCAAGUUGUCGGAAGGCCCGAAAACUCUCCUAGUAGCUGUGUCUCCCUUUGUUGCAAUGGUAAGUUUGUGUAUAUGCCCCUAAUUCACAAUACUUUAUUUCUUAGUGUCGGUUGCAUUUUGUCGAAGUAUUUGUUCCAUAGACUACUGCUGCCCCAUGUGUUCUAUUUGUGCUUUCUCUGUAGCACAAAGUUAUGGUUAUGGUAGGUUAUGA